This is a messenger RNA of Scophthalmus maximus (turbot), 3910 nucleotides long. RefSeq names its product inositol polyphosphate-5-phosphatase L (gene inpp5l). The coding region runs from base 804 to 1988 and encodes 394 amino acids. Lineage: Eukaryota; Metazoa; Chordata; Actinopteri; Pleuronectiformes; Scophthalmidae. Gene Ontology annotation, molecular function: inositol-polyphosphate 5-phosphatase activity. The record is from RefSeq and is a predicted model, not a curated record. Gene Ontology annotation, biological process: phosphatidylinositol dephosphorylation. The transcript has 16 exons.
GAAGAGAAGGGAAAUGUCUAACUUCCUGUUGAGACUGCACAGAAGGAGGCUGUGGUGUGUUGCGCGGUGAGUCCAUACUGUACACUGUGUCACCUCACGUGUCAGUGUGGCCCGAGCCAAGUGCAACAGGAGGGGCUGCAGGUCAAACAAAUCCCUGGGCUGCUUAUCUGCUCGUGGCCUCUUGCCUCUGUAAAGCGACGUGAGGUCUCCUCUCCACACGAGGAAGACGCUACUUGAGUGCUCUCGGCUAAUGGGCGGAGCAGCGCGCGCUCCACGCGCACGACGCAAGUUUGACCGAGCGCCUUUUUUGUCCAGGCGGCGGCGGCGGCGGCAGAUGCACCGUCCAGCCUGCGCCUUAGUCCGCUAGAAGAAGCCACUUAAGUCCAAUUAACCGGGAGGGGGGAGGAGCAGGCGGAAAUCCACGCAUGUAGGCUGCUCCAGCCCAACUCGCUGCUCCAGCUCGCUCGGCUCGACGAUGGACACGAGCGCGCCUCCGCCACGACAGCCCGCCGCCAGAGAACAAGUCGCGGCGGCAGCAGCAGCAGCAGCAGCAGCAGCAGCCUCGGGGAGUCAGCAGUGACAGCGCCGGCGUGUAUAAAAAAAAAGAAAGAAAGAAAGAAAGAAAGAAAGAAGAAGAAGCUCAGACGUGAGCUCUCGCAGACGGCCGAAGACCUCAGUAAGCCAGGAGCUGCUCCAGGCCCCCGGACGCGCGUCACCCGCCCGGCGACGCGUGCGGAGUUUCCCCUCGUCGGGACUAGUUGGUUGGAGGUGGACCGGACCGGGACCGGGACCGGACCGUCGCCAUGGAGACGCACACGGACGUGCUGCUGGUCACCGCCAACGUCGGAUCCCUCUUCGACAACUUGGGUGAAAUUCAAAGUGAAUGGUUACAAGAACUGUAUAAGACUAUCCACAGAUACCAGCCACAGUUCAUUGCCCUGCACUUCCAGGAGGUGGGAGGGAAGGACUACAUGGUUAACAUGGGCCAUGCAGAAGACUUCUUCUGGAGCAUCGAGUCCAAUGAAGAAAUGAAAGACUACAACAGGGUCUGCAUCUAUGUUGACAACCAGUUCCAAGCAGAGGCCGGCUUCACGGCUCUGGGGAGCAUGUACUUCAUCCACAAGACACUGAACAACAUCUAUCAAUAUGACUUUAAUGUUAAGGAUUUCAAAGCGGUGUCAGGCCAGAACAGGUACGUGGGCUCUCUGGACGGGGUCACCACAGUGGAGAAAGAAAAAUUCCCAAAGAAUUUCUGGCCGGAUUUCAAGUGGUCCAGAAAGGGCUUCAUGAGGACCCGCUGGAUCAUACACAACCAAGGUCUGGACCUGGUCAAUGUCCACCUGUUCCAUGAUGCCUCCAACCUAACUGCCUGUGAAUCCAGUCCAUCCGUUUACUCAGCCAACCGCAGAAACGCCCUCAGAUAUGUCAUCAACAGGGUAUCAGAUAGCCGCUACUCUCCGCUGCCGUUCUUCCUGUUUGGAGAUUUCAACUUCCGUCUGGACACUCUCAGUCUUGUCCAGCAUCUGUCCACUGAGGCAGAUGUGCAGACAGUGAGGAAGGACAGCAAUGAAGUGGAGAAAAUCAUCUGGGAAGAGAAGGACAAUGACCACCAGGUGUUGCUCCACAUCGAGGAGAAAAUGUUUGCCUACCUGCACCAGGCCUAUUUCAGGGAGGACAACGUCCCAUCGCUUUUGAAAUAUGACAAAGAAGUCGCAGCCUUCCAUGAUGUUAUUAGGGAAGAGGACAUCACAUUUCCCCCGAGCUACCCCUACAGUGAGGAGCACGCUAAACCAACCCAGUACAUGAACACUCGCUGUCCUGCCUGGUGUGACCGCGUCCUCAUGUCUCACGCUGCCCAAGAGUCCAUCCAUGACAGGAGCGACGACGGCGAGAGGGGCGUUGUUUACAACACAGUGGGCCCUAACGUCUGCAUGGGAGACCAUAAGCCCGUUUUCCUGUUCUUCUCAUUGAAGACCAAUGACCAUUGACUUGGUUCCUUCUCAAGGGACCCAACCUCGGAGCUCCACCAGAGGGUAAUCAGCGUGAUGGUUACCCACUACAACCCACCCGUCUGCACGGUCAACACCCCUCACAUCACUGGUGUCUCUGAUCUGCCCUCACCGCCACAUCCUGUCGACCUCAGCUUUAGUGACUUGAGCACUGAUUCAUUUACAGCUGUCACGGAUUUCUGAGGGAGGUUUUCUUCUCACUCUCAGACGUCCCCUGACCUGAAAACCCAGUGACACUGAGGAUGUCAUCAGAGUUCCUGUGUUGUUGUUUUGUUGUUGUUGUUGUUUUUUAAUGGCAACAAACAAUGAUGUGAAUACUCAAGUGUGUGACUCUGGACCGGGCCCUUUACAUGGAUGUGUACAUGUAGAUGUAAAUAUACAAUAUUCCCAAAUUUUUGAUUUUAACUGUUGCAUUUUGCAAAAAAAAUCUUAAUUUACAGGCAGCCAGCACAUCACAAAUAUAGUCUACUUCAUUCACCCUCAGUACUGUAAUUUCCACUCAGUAAGUUAGAAGUCUAAUUUCAGUCAUGAAUCAUGAUGCAGUAUUAUGAACCAUGGUUAAAGUAACUUAUAGUUUAGGAUUUAGAAGAAUAUUGGUAUUGUCAUGAGCCAUAGUGUAUGUAAAAAUUCAGUCAACUUAAAAAAAAAUAUGGGAUCAAGAUCUGUAAAUCCGCACUACAGACUCACGGGGCGUGCUUUUAUUUCGUAUUUCUUCCCAACGUUAGUUCAGGUAAGUUAUUUAGGACAGUAAGCAAGAUUUAAAAAUGCAGUGGAGGAAUGCCUCUAUCUCUAUUUCCUGGUCACAUCUUCGGUCAGAUGUCCUCGAUAGAUAUGCAUGUACAACAAAUUACUUCACACAGAGCAGAUUUAACUGUGUCAAAUUUCUCCCAAUUACAUCACUGACUAACCCAAUUUUUAUAAUAGUUUUUGAUGAAUUUUUUAGAUUUUUUUUUAAUGGUGACAUUAUUUGGAAAUGACAAUAGACUGUCAUCAGUUGUUUAAACAGUCAAUGAAACAAGUACAACAGUUUCGUCUCUUUAUAUAAAUGCUGUGGGUGGAGGCCGAGAUUAUUAUAAUUAUUAUUAUUAUCACACAGAAACAGAAUCGUCUUUCUGUGUACCAACUCUACAUUUAUACCAUGUGCUUAAUUCCACUUAAGUUCUAAAACACAGCAGUCUUCCGUUUUCAGUUUUUGCCGGCCUCACUCAGAGAUAGUUAUCUUUUGUUUUUCACAGAAAUCUAACACGCUGUCCUGGUUUGCAUUGACCUCAUUUCUUUGCCAAAAUUUAACUGUAGGCCUCAUAUGUUUACUCACAGCUGAAUUUGAGUGUUGAGUGUGGAUGUUUGAGUCACUCCACAAAAUCCUGGUUAUAUACAGUAUAUAUAAACACAACACGUGUGCACCUACACAACGUAAAGGUCUGCUUUUUUGUAUUUCCUAGAUUUUUUUUUUGUCUAAUUUUUCCCCUUGAUUCAUAUUAGCUUCAUACUCUAGCACCAGAGCUGUGAUAUACUGUAUUUCUGGUGCGUGGAUUAUCGGUUUGAUCUGUUUUUAACGACUGAGUGAUGUUUAAACAUGUUUUUGGUUUCUUGUAUUUCCCUUUUUUUUUUGUGAGUGUUUUGUGAAAAAUUCUUUUGUCUUAAACAACUUUGUAGUACAGCACACAGUAUAUAUUCUUAGCAUAAAUCCACAGAUAUUUAUUUUUAGGUUUGGUCUGUCAGUCAUAUUUGUAGAGAGGGACUGAAGCAUCGCCAUAACAAGAUUAAGUUAAGACUUAAAAUCUGUCUGUGUAGAUUGAGAACAGUGUAAGUGAUUGGUUUCAAGGCCAGUAUUACCUUUGGAAGAACUCUGGUCCAACACUACAUCAUUACUUUUGUAAAUAAAAUAUCACUCUCAUAAA